AUGGGUCUUGGGGAGUCGUCCUUAGCGCGACCCCAAUACGGCAACAAUGCCAAUGAGCAGGUAUACACUGACUUGUUGACCUUCUGCUUCCGCGGCCCUGUGCCCUACGACGAAGAAAGGCCGUUGUUCAUCGAUGCAGAGGACCCCUCGCGUUCUCUCAGUGCUCGACAAUUUAGAACCCUCGUGCGAACCCUUAUUGCCGGAUUGAAAGCCCACCAUGUGCAGAGGGGCGAUUGUGUGCUGGUCCACAUGGGCAACAGUAUCAUAUACCCCGCACUGUUCUUCAGCGUAAUCGGCGCCGGCGGCGUGUUCAUGGGAUCUAAUGCACGCAGUCAGCCGCAGGAGCUAGAGCACCUCGUCACGCUAGCUGAGCCCAAGCUAAUCAUUACGAACCGCGAAGCGCUCCCGGCGGUCCUCAAUGUCUCCACAAGCAAGGGCAUGCUCCCCAGCCAGGUCUGCCUACUGGACGAAUCCGCAACAGAGCACAUCGCACAGCUACUCGGAUCUGGAGCAGCUCCGUACAUCGACAGUGGAGCUGAGAGCUACCUGAAUUUUGAGCAUCUCCUGGGUUACGGUGAGAACGAAUGGAUUACGUUUAACGAUGAGACGAUUGCAAAGUCAACGCCGGCGGCGAUGUUCUCCACCAGCGGCACCGGAGGACUACCGAAAGCUGCGAUCUUGUCGCAUCACGCGAUUGUGUGUCAGCACCUCACAAUCUCGUACGAUGUGCCCUACGCGGUCAGCCGGUUGAUGUCGCUUCCCAUGUUUCACCUCUUCGGUGCUCUCUGGACGCACAUUUUCCCGGUCCGCUAUGGUCAGCCGCUGUAUGUUCUGUCCCGUUUCGAUAUCAGCAAAUUUGUUGCGGCUGUGUAUCAAUACCAGAUUACUGAAACCUACAUGGUACCUGCCAUGAUUCAUGCUUUCAACCGCUGCACAUUACCAGUUGCCGACUAUUUUGGGUCCCUACGCUACGUUGGCGUUGCUGGCGCGCCGAUCGAUGGAGCAUCAAUGCAGCAGUUUCGCGAAUACCUACCGCUCGAUGCCUAUGCCUCUCAGCUUUGGGGCAUGACCGAGGUAGGGGUUGUUUUCCAAAACCGCUACGGCGAGCUAGGAAAUGCCGCCAGUAUCGGCAGUCUUCAACCGGGAUACGAAAUCCGCCUUGUCGGUGCUGAUGGGAACCUAGUUGCGGGCGACAACAAGCCCGGGGAGCUGUACGUGCGUGGUGCGGGCUUGCUUACGUGCUACCGGGGCCGUGACGAUGCCAAAGAUUCCCAGGGUUGGUUCCGCACCGGAGACGUGGCAUACGUCAACAACGGGCUUUACUACAUCGUUGGCCGAACCAAGGAGCUCAUCAAGGUCCGCGGAUGGCAAGUCGCCCCGGCAGAGCUCGAAUCCAUUCUCCUCAAACACCCCGGUAUUGAAGACGCCGCCGUAACCGGCGUAACCUCCAAGGACGGUAGCACAGAAGUUCCCCGCGCUUUCGUCGUCCGAUCCAAGACACUAUCUGGAACGCGCCUGACUUCGGAGGAAGUCUACCUCUUUUGCCGUCGCCAAUUGGCUUCCUACAAAGCCCUCGAUGGGGGCAUCAUCUUUGUCGAAGAAAUCCCACGUACAGCGAGCGGAAAGAUCCAGCGCUUCAAGCUCACCCAGAUGAACACGUACCGGGAGAUUGUCAGUUCCUUGCUCGCACGGUUUCGCGGCGCGAGCCUGCAGAGUGUGGGAAUUAUGCAUGGAGGGCGUAUUGCAGUUUGA
This is a messenger RNA of Aspergillus mulundensis, 1752 nucleotides long. RefSeq names its product adenylate-forming enzyme AfeA (gene afeA). The coding region runs from base 1 to 1752 and encodes 583 amino acids. Gene Ontology annotation, biological process: secondary metabolic process. The record is from RefSeq and is a predicted model, not a curated record. The transcript is spliced from 3 exons. Gene Ontology annotation, molecular function: CoA-ligase activity. NCBI's taxonomy places the organism in Eukaryota, Fungi, Ascomycota, Eurotiomycetes, Eurotiales, Aspergillaceae.